Molecule: messenger RNA, 1602 nt
Organism: Lycium ferocissimum
Lineage: Eukaryota; Viridiplantae; Streptophyta; Magnoliopsida; Solanales; Solanaceae
Product: protein PELOTA 1
Exons: 16
Coding region: 156-1292 (378 amino acids)
Biological process (GO): RNA surveillance; nuclear-transcribed mRNA catabolic process, non-stop decay; nonfunctional rRNA decay
Cellular component (GO): cytoplasm
Source: RefSeq, a predicted model, not a curated record
UACCGAGCUUAAAAAAACCUAAACACACAGGGACACAAACCGUUAAAACCUGCAAAUCUCUUACAAAGUCAAACAUAGUUUUAAUUCAUCUCUUUCACACACACAUGCAUAAUUAUUGAAUCUCCAAUUUGCUUUUAAUUUUUCUUCAUUGAAAUAUGAAGAUUGUUCGUAGAGACCUUGUUCCUGAUGGCCCUGGUAGUGUCAAGAUAAUUCCAGAAGAAGCUGAUGAUUUAUGGGUUGCUUAUAAUCUGAUAGCUGAAGGUGAUACUGUCUUAGCUGUUACUGUCAGGAAGGUCUUAAGGGAAGCUGCUUCUGGAGGAAGAGAUGCUGAACGAGUGAAACUGAAAUUGGAAAUUAAAGUCGAGAAUGUUGAGUAUGACAAAGAAGGUUCUGCCUUGCGUAUUCGUGGGAAGAAUAUCCUGGAGAAUGAACAUGUAAAGAUAGGGGCCUUUCACACUCUGGAAAUUGAGCUACACAGACCUUUUGUGCUAAGAAAGGUGGUCUGGGACUCACUGGCAAGGGAGGUUCUUCGUCAAGCUUCUGAUCCUUCUGCAAGCGCUGAUCUAGCUGUGGUUCUGAUGCAAGAAGGAUUGGCACACAUACUUCUUAUUGGCAAAAGCGUGACUAUUACUCGUUCUCGUAUAGAGACUUCUAUACCACGCAAGCAUGGACCAGCUAUUGCAGGUUAUGAUAAGGCGUUAAAUAAGUUCUUUGACAAUGUUCUACAGGCCUUUGUCAAGCAUGUUGAUUUCAAAGUAGUUCGCUGUGCUGUGAUUGCAAGUCCAGGAUUCACCAAGGAUCAGUUUCAUCGUCACCUGUUGUUGGAAGCCGAGAGGAAGCAGCUACGACCUAUAAUAGAAAAUAAGUCACGCAUACUUCUUGUCCAUACAACCUCGGGAUACAAACAUAGUUUGAAAGAGGUUAUGGAUGCCCCAAAUGUAAUGAAUAUGAUAAAAGAUACAAAAGCAGCCAAAGAGGUUCAAGCCCUAAAGGAAUUUUUCAACAUGCUUUCAAAUGAUCCUGAUCGUGCAUGCUAUGGACCAAAGCACGUUGAAGUUGCUCACGAGCGAAUGGCUGUCCAGACACUUCUCAUUACUGACGAUCUCUUUAGGAGUUCUGAUGUAGCGACGAGGAAAAAGUAUGCUAAUCUGGUUGAUUCAGUCAAGGGUUCAGGUGGUACUGCUCUCAUUUUCUCUUCAAUGCAUGUUUCAGGAGAACAACUGGCACAGCUAACUGGCAUUGCUGCAAUCCUUCGUUUUCCUUUGCCGGAACUGGAAGACAUUGAGAUGUGAUGGAAGAAAUGCCUGUUCAUCAGUAAUGAAUGUUAUGUCCACACUUAAAAUUGCCACACACACCAAAACAGGCUGUUCACUAUAAAAUAAAGUGAGAACACAGAAGUAGUAAUGCGUUAUUAGGAGUGGAUAGCAUCAUUAACUGAUGUUGGGGUCGUGUUGUUGUAUAUUCGAGUUUUGUCCUGAUUAUUAAUUGACAUGUAAUAUAUCGUUGGCUAUCGAGGUGUACUAUAUUGUUGUAAUGGUAUUUUUGAUCGCAUAGUUGUCCUUGCAAGAGCCCAUUUUAAUGUAUUCAUUGCUUUCUUUUCCA